Cannabis sativa is the source of this 2671-nucleotide messenger RNA. RefSeq lists its product as uncharacterized. The transcript is spliced from 2 exons. Lineage: Eukaryota; Viridiplantae; Streptophyta; Magnoliopsida; Rosales; Cannabaceae. The coding region runs from base 425 to 2407 and encodes 660 amino acids. The record is from RefSeq and is a predicted model, not a curated record.
AAACAUUAGAAAAAAAAACCUAAAUCAGACCCUCUCUGUUAUAUUUAGAUAUAUAAAAAACAUUUUAAAAAAAUAAAACCCUAAGUCAGACCUCUCUCUCUCUCUCCUCUCUCUCUCGUAUUCACUCUUUGAAGCCGCCUGCCCACUGCCCAGAGAGUGGACGACGACGGUGAUUCGCUGCCCAGCCAUUUGACGAAGACGGAGACGACAGCAUCUUCUCCCCUACUCGCUGACGACGACGCCCAUCUCCUCCCUAAGUCGCCGACGGCAUCUUCACUAACGACGGAACCCACACAGCCCCUCCCUCUCGGACGAAGACACAGCUCCUCUCUCUCCAACGAAGACACAUUUCUUCCUCGCAAACGGCAGCAACUCAGGACUAUUUGAUUGAGAGUACUGAGUUCAGCAAGUCAUCUUUAUUGGCAUGGGCGAGAAAAUGGGAGAGAAGAAAAAGCAUAAAAGUGAGAAGCACAAGGAGAAAACAAAUGGGCAUGAAAAGGAUGACAAGGAAUUUCCGGAAGAUGAAGAGGAUACCAAAAAGAUUACUGAUGAAGUUGCGGAAACUAUAAAGACAACUUGCUUAGAAGGCGAAGACAGUACAAAUGAAAAAGCAAUUGAGCAAAAGGAACUAAAAGAGAAGAAGAAAAAGCACAAGAAGGAUAAGAAAAAGAAAGAGGGAAUUGCUGGAAUAUCAUCUUCGGGUGAGAACUGUGAGGAUGAUGAAAUGGAUGGGCAUGAGCUUAACAAGAAUUUCCAAGACACUUCUGCAGUGAGUAGCCAGGUACAGCAGGUUGAAAAGGAAAAAAAGAAGAAGAAGAAGAAGAAGGAAGGAGUUGAUGGAAUAUCUUCGUCGAGGGAGAAUGUUGAGGAUGAGGUAGUCAAGGUGCAGGAAUGCAAUGUAGUGAAUGACGAGAUGGACCGUGCUGAAAAGAAAAAGAACAAGAAAGACAGAGCUGAUGGAAUAUCCUCUUCGGGUGAAAAUGCUGCGAAUUGUGAAAUGGAAGAAUUAGUUAAAGGGCAAGGAUACAACAAGAAUUGCCAAGAAACUUCUGUAGUGGAUAUGGAUGUAGAACAUGCGGAAAAGAAAAAGAAAAAGAAAAGAAAGAGGGAAAAAGAUGAUGGUGAUAAUGAGGUAAAGAACAGCGAGACAGAUGUACAAAACCUCUCAAAAAAGAAAAGAAAGAGGGAAAAUGUGCCCAUAGAGGAAGCUAUUGCUGACAAUCUGGGUACUGAAGAUAAAUUGGAUGAUGUUGUUCAUGCUAGUGAUGAGGGCAAGAAGAAGGUCAAGUCAACCAAACGUGGUGAAGGAGAUAGUAAGGAAGAUGAUUCCAAGAAAGACAAGAAGAAGAAAGCCAAAGCAGCAAAGCAAGUUUCAGAUGGAAAAGGUAACAAGCAAAAGGUAAGAACAAAAAAAGAUAGCAAGACUAUCGAGACAUCUGAGAAUCUUUCACCACAAGGUAAAUCUAAGAGAGUUACUUUUUCUGAUCAUGUGGAGGUUUUUUCACCAUCUGAUAGUCCAAGUGUACAGAGUAGGCAAGUGGGAGGCCUAGUACAAGGUAAGCGCUUCACACCAGAAGAAGAUGAGUUGGUCAAAGCUGCAGUUUUGGGAUACAUAGAAGAGCGCGGUUUAGGUGAUGCGGGUUUAGACAUGGUUCUCAAUUGCAAAUCACAUCGUGAAGUGAAAAAUUGCUGGAAGACAAUAGCCUUAGCUCUACCUUGGAGGCCACGCUAUAGCGUGUAUUAUCGAGCCCACAUGAUCUUUGAAAGGAGUGAUAUUCACAAAUGGACUCCCGAAGAGUACGAGUGUGUUUUAAAUUUUCACAAAGAACAUGGAGCAGAUUGGAAGAAGCUGUCGAAACAGUUAAACAAACAUAGACUACAUGUCAAAGAUACAUUUCGAAGAAUCAAAUUCACUGGAGUGAACAAAGGGCGUUGGAGCCAAGACGAGUACUCAAAACUAUUUGAUUUAGUCAACAUGGACCUACGUUUGAGGGCGUCUGAACAAAAGAGAGUCAAGCAUGGCAUGUUGCGGGAUAAUAUUUGUUGGGAAAUAAUUAGUAAGAAGUUGUCCACCAGGCACCAUGUUGGAUGCUGCUCAAAAUGGUACAAACAAUUAACAUCACCAAUGGUGGUUGAAGGGUUGUGGGAUGACACCGAUGACCACCGCCUGAUUGAUAGUCUCAGCGACUUGGAUGCUGCCUGCAUCGAAGAUGUGGACUGGGAUAAUUUGCUUGAGCAUAGGACAGGGGAUAUUUGUCGAAAGCGAUGGCAUCAAAUGGUGAAACAUAUUGGUGACCAUGUGAACAAGCCAUUCUCUGAACAAGUUGAAGUUCUAUCGAAGCGAUAUUCUUUUGAUGUCCUUGAAGCAAGGGAGGAAUAUAACAGCAAGGAACCAGUUGACUGUUAAUUGAGGUUUCUGUGAACAAAUCUGUAUGUAUCGGCUUGCUGAAUGGGUGCAAUUACAAGGAUCAGAUUGUUGUAUUCUCACUUUCUCUUUUUUCCUAUUUAUAUCUUAUAUAGAGAGAGAGAUGGACAAAAAAAUAUACUAAGUUGCAAUUAUCACUUCGUUAUUGUUUAGAAUUAAUAUCUCUAUGAAACACACGGUGUUGUAGCCACACUAAAAUAAUUGGGUUUUAAAUUUGAUGAUAAAAUUUAAGUGGUGUUUUGGUAA